GUGUGCGUGUUCAACCCUCUUCACAGAGACAGUGUUACGGAAGAAGUUCAAGUGUGUUUAAACUUCAGAACAGCUUGUUAUUUCUUUUCUUUCGGUCGGUGUGUUUCUGUGAAGUUUCCAGACUCAUCUGUGUUUGUAGUGAUGGACUCAUACAGGAUUCAUUUCUAACAUCUUGAUGGUGAAGGAUUGUUUGUGGUUGAUUCUGCCAUGAACCGCGGCAAGUUCACGUCUGGAUCUCUGCGGCUGAAGGUUCCUCAUUAUGCCCCGCAGAGAUCUCCAUCACUUGCCAGCCUCAUUAAAUUCUGUGGCAUCAUCCUCCUUGUGUACUUCAUCGUGGCCUCUUACUUGCUGUCGAGAGGCGAGAGGAAGACUCUGCUGAAGGACCCCAGUGAAAGCACCCUCAGAGACUUGGUGCGCAGCAUCAGAACUAAAGUGACGUUCAGAGCCAGACGAGUUCCUGCCGUCAGCGAGCUGCUCGACCUUGACCCGCAUAUGUUCUCUGUGAUUCCGCUGCACUUUUUACCGGAUGUUAAGAACCCCUGCUGGUAUGAGGAGCUGCGUGGAAAUGUGAGCGCAUAUCCAUACGGAUCCAACCUGUACAGCCGCUUGUCCAGUAAUAUACAAAAUACCUUCGAGCGUCUGAGCGCCACGUUCAAAAAACAGUUAAUUCUGCACGACGGGAAACUCCAGCGCCUGCGAUGCCUUCCCUACUUCUACAUCAUCGGUCAGGCCAAGUGUGGCACGACGGACCUGUAUGAGCGCUUGAGGCUCCAUCCCGAUGUUCAUCUCACGCCACCCAAGGAACCGCACUGGUGGAGCCGGAGGAAGUUCGGAAUCAUUCGUCCCGGUGAUCCUCCUCUCACCCGCUUCCCGCUGGACCAUUACCUGGACCUGUUCGAUCCGGUGGCCCAGCAGAUACAGCACAGACUUCUGGGAAACUCCUCCAUCAGCAGCAGCAUCAUCACUGGUGAGGCCAGCGCUUCCACUAUGUGGGACAACAUGGCCUGGUCCUACCUCCAUGACAUCAGCAGAGAGGCGGAGCCUCCGUCACUCGUCCAGGACUUCAUUCACGCAGUGCAGCCGGAUGCGCGACUCAUCGCCAUCCUCAGAGACCCUGUGGAGAGACUCUAUUCAGACUAUUUGUACUUCGGCACGUCUAAUGAAUCAACGCUGGAUUUCCAUCAGAAGGUCUGUGAGUCUCUGCGUCUGUUCGACGCCUGUCUGCGGGACGCCGGUCUGAGAGCGUGUGUGUACAGCAGCACGCUGUAUUACGCCAUGAGUGUGCGGCUGCACGUGGGCCUGUAUGUGGUGUUUAUUCUGGACUGGUUGUCAGUGUUCAGCCGUGAUCAGCUCUUAGUUUUGCGUCUGGAGGAUCACGCUGCAAACCUGACGCACAGCAUGAACAGAGUCUUCCACUUCCUGCAGUUAGGUCCGGUGUCUGAACAGACAGAGAGACUCAUCAGCAGACGUCCCGUGGCAAACACCAGGGAUCCGUCGGACAGGAAACUGGGGCCGAUGAAGCCGGUGACACGAGAGCUGCUCCGGCAGUUUUACGCUCCUUUCAACCAGAAACUGUCUGCGGUGCUGCAGGAUGAGUCCUUCAUGUGGUAGAGUCGCUGCCGUUCACACGCAGAUCGCCUGUCAGAUGAGUUUGAUGCUGAUGGUUCAUUCCCUGGAUCAUGAAGGGACUUUUUGUAAAUGUUGAAGUAUUUUUAAACCACGCAGAGAAAAAAACCCUCUCUUUUAAGUGUUUGAAUCGCUGACAUCAGUGUGCAGUUUUACAGUCAGCAUGAAAAAUAAUUCAUGCUCAUAUUUUCUUUAUUGUGCCAUAUAUCCAAGUGAAACUGCUUCUCAAACAAGAACAAAUGUAGGGCGGGGCUUGAUUUUGUUUGUGGGGAAUUGAUUGGAUGGUUGUGGUUUGCUAUUGGUGGAUCUAAACACUGUGGAGAAUAAACACUGCAAUAUUCCAUAAAA
This is a messenger RNA of Megalobrama amblycephala (Wuchang bream), 1974 nucleotides long. Its product is annotated as carbohydrate sulfotransferase 15-like. NCBI's taxonomy places the organism in Eukaryota, Metazoa, Chordata, Actinopteri, Cypriniformes, Xenocyprididae. Gene Ontology annotation, molecular function: N-acetylgalactosamine 4-sulfate 6-O-sulfotransferase activity. The coding region runs from base 208 to 1611 and encodes 467 amino acids. The record is from RefSeq and is a predicted model, not a curated record. Gene Ontology annotation, biological process: hexose biosynthetic process. The transcript is spliced from 9 exons.